This is a messenger RNA of Cutaneotrichosporon oleaginosum, 3252 nucleotides long. RefSeq lists its product as uncharacterized. Lineage: Eukaryota; Fungi; Basidiomycota; Tremellomycetes; Trichosporonales; Trichosporonaceae. The record is from RefSeq and is a predicted model, not a curated record.
AUGUCCUCCCACUCGGCUACUGGCGCUGACCGUGCCGGGCCCGAUCGCCCCACAGGCGGCCCUCCCGGCUCUGUUUCGGCCCACGAGGCGAGCCGCGUGCCUGGAUCGGGGUUAUCUUCGGCGUACCCUGUCCUCAAUCCGUAUACCUCGGGCGCCUCACAGGGCCCCGUUCGCCCACCACCUCCCAUCCUCGCAGGCGGCUCUUCUUCAUACACUGGCUUUGGCUCGUACAUCUCGGACAAGCAGCGCGACCGCGACCGCGACCGAGUUCGACAGAUGGAAAGGGACCGCGAUCAGCAACAGCACCAGCAACAGUUGCAGCAGCAGCAGCAGCAGCAGCAGCAGCAGCAGCAGCAGCAACAGCGCGAUAGGCGCGACAGCGGCCCCCAGCCGCCCUCGUCCAAACCCUCUGGCCCCGACACCUCCCCAGGACGCCCUCCCAACACACAGCAGCCGUACGGGUCGCGCAAUCUUCUCUCAACGUCACCUACUCUCUCGAGCAGGCCCAAUCCUGGCCCACCGCCAUCCUCGUCGGCAGCCUCAAAGCCUCCCGCCCCCAUGCCCCCUUCUUCGGCCUCGCUCGCUUCUCGUCCCGGCGUCAGGCUGCCUGCCUUUUCCACCCUCGGUUCACGACCACUCGGAGCACCUUACGACGGACCCGGCGGUCGCGCACGCUCCGGAAGCACGUCAAGCGUUGGCACACCGGCCGGCGACAAGCCUCCUCCUUCCAGCGCCCAUCACCGCAACCUCUCCGCCAGCAGCAAUCCCCGUGGCGACACAGGUGGACUGCCUCCCAUGAGUCAGACAAGCCCGAUCAAGUCCAACGCCCCACCACCUCCCUCUGCAGCGGGGCGUGGUCUCAUCGGCGGACCACCUCCCCUCCCAGGCGGUGCACGCGACCCUCCCCAGCGCUCGCCCGUGCAGUCCACCGCUUCGAUUACGACCUCGCCGCAGCAGCAGACGCGCGAGCCGCCGGCUCCUGCUGGUGGCGCCAAGCCCACGGGCGCAACGGCGACGUCCGCAUCACAGCGCCCACCUUACUCGAGUUCUUUCAGCUCGACGUAUGCGUCAGCGUACACACAGCCGUACAGCUCAUAUGGCCUCGGUAGCGGUUUCUUGGGCAGUGGGACUGGCUACCAGUUCUCUUACACGCAGCAAGAGCGCGACCGCCGUGAACGCGAGCAGCGUGAACGUGAACGAGAGAAGGAGCGCGACCGCGAGCGUGACAAACAGAGGGAGGUAGAGCGUGAGCGUGAACGAGAACGCGAGCUCGCAGACAGGCAGCGCCGCGAGCGCGAGAUUGAGCGCGAGCGUGCCGCUGCCGCUCAACUUCAGCGAGACCGCAAACUCGACGCGGAGCGAGAAGAUCAACUCCGUUUGGAGCGCGAAAAGGAGCGUCGCCCUGGCUUUGGUGUGCAAACUAAGCCUUUCCAACCUCCGCGCUCCGAGCCGCAUCCAUACAACGACAUUUACGGCCGCUCUCGCGCCCCUCCUGGUGCGCCCUCCAUGCAACAGCCCUCCAUAAGCGAGAACAAGUACACGAGGACAAUCGAGGUCAUCAACCGUCCCAGCGAGCACCCAGCCGACCGUCCCAGCGCGCCGGCGCCAGCGUCGGCAUCGGUGUCUGCGCCCCCGCCAGCUCCAUCGGCCCCUCCUCCAUCCGCUCAGCCGGCUGCUGGGCGGGAGAGGCCGUACAGCUACAAGCCGCAGGAGACGCGUGACCAUCAAUACCAACCCCGAGAUGUCAAGCGUUCGCGCAUGGACCAGGCUAUCGAAGAGCAACAGGCGGCAGCGGCUGCUGCUGCUGCUGCUGCUGCUGUCCAGAUUCAGGCCCCAGCGCCGCCCGCGCCGCCCGCAGCCGCUGCUCCUCCCCCUGCUGCUCGCCGCACAGCUGCAGGUGGUAGUCGUGCAAAGAAGCGCAAGGAGGACGAGAAGAAGCCACCUGCCCGCGAUUGGUCGCAGCUCACCACGGCCAUCAAGACCUGGCCCAAGGUCUCGAGUGCGCCCGUCGAAACCUGGCUCGAGAACAAGAGCAGCGAUAUCACACAGCGCAUUGUGGGCCGCGACGUUUAUCGCGGAGAGAACUGGUCGCUCGCUCAGACGUCGUUGUCAAUGGAGGACUGCGUGGGUGGCGUCGCAAUCAUCCGCUUCAGCGGUGCUUUCCUUGGCUCCAAGUGGAAGGUUCGCGGCGAGCCCGGAUGGGAUGAAGCGAGUACGGAGCCUGUGCAUCUCCCGGGCGAGCGCAAGAUCUGGGGCACGGACGUCUACACGGACGACUCUGAUCUGGGGCUCGUCCUGAUCCAUGCAGGGUGGAUCAGGUGGGGCGGCACGAGCACGUACGACAAUGACGCUAUCAAUGUGACGGUGCGCAUCGUGCCGACUCUCGUGCACUACACAGCUACGGAGCGCAACGGCGUCACGACCCGCGGGUGGGGCAACUCGCAUGAUGGAGCCAGCAUUGUUAUCGAGGGUGUCGAGCGCAUUCGCCUCGACAAGUUUAGCAUGGGUAGAAUCCCACAGUUCAAGCGCCGCAAGAUGGCUAUGGUCGAAAGAGCGCUCCAGGCUAGCGCACUGAAAAUGUACGCGCCCGCGCCAAUCGACCUCGAGGCGGCCGCUGGUGUGCUCUUUGAGGACAGGUUGAACACGCCUAAACCCCGCCAGUACCCCGCUCUCUGGGACCAGGAGGUGAAGCUCAUUCGCGGGCAGUUCGUUGCCGACUACACGCCUGAGGCGAUGGCGUCGUACCUCGAUCUCCCGGGCGACGAUAUUGACGAAGGCUCGCCGAGUCUCUGGACGCACGACCUCUACUUUGGCAACAGCAAGGAACGGUACCGCGUUGAGCUGAGCACCACCGCGCGCGGCGCACCGCGCCUGCACGUCUCAUGGACCAAGGCUGCGGCCAAUCCCGAGGAGUGGGCCGCGCCCGAUGACCUCGCAAGCGACGUUGAUCCCCGCAGGGUGUACUGGGCCGAGGAAGGGAUGGCGAUCUCCAUGGAGCGUGAAGGAGACGACUUCGUGGGCGUGCUGUGCCCAGCGCAGGUUUACGGCUGGCAGAUUCGCGCCAAGCCCGUCGCUCAGACCGUGGACGAGAACGAGGAGCUUCCUCCCAAGAAGCCGUCCAGCAAGUCAUCCCUCGAGUCGCCGGUGAAGUCGCCCGCACAUUCGCCCGCACAUUCGCCCGCCCAGUCGCCCGCUCAGUCGGAGAACAGAGACGCGAUGGACGUGGAUUCCAAGGAAGCAGUCGCAGCUUGA